AUGGAUGACCUAGAAGUUAAAAUUUCUAUGUUAAAUCUGGAAUCCCAAGGACCUGCUGAGAGCUGGCGAAGAGCUAAGAGCCUUGAGGCCAAGAGAGCCACACGAGGCCCACCUGUCUGCUUUUGUACCAACCCUGGCAACUUGACUCCACCCUCAGGGAGCUGCUAUCCUCAACCUCAGCAACCUCAACUCCAGAGUGACUCAUGGAUGCACAACAACCUACCUUAUGCGACUGAAAAGAAGAAAAAAGAUGAAAAGAAGGGACGUAACUAUCUGAAAACAUUGGAAAGGUCAGGCCUAGUUGUGAGAACCCAACAAGAAGCUAAGCAAAUAACGAAGAAUGAGCCACAAAAGAGUGAUGAAGACUUCGAUUCUGGUCACCGGCCUCCAAGACACAAUUCUCAGAUGAAGGGUCGAAAGAAGUUACAGUGGCAAUGGUUGGCUAAUGCCCCAAAAGCUAUGGUGCCUAAAUCAAUGAGAACCCAACAAGAAGCUAAGCAAAUAACGAAGAAUGAGCCACAAAAGAGUGAUGAAGACUUCGAUUCUGGUCACCGGCCUCCAAGACACAAUUCUCAGAUGAAGGGUCGAAAGAAGUUACAGUGGCAAUGGUUGGCUAAUGCCCCAAAAGCUAUGGUGCCUAAAUCAAUGAGAACCCAACAAGAAGCUAAGCAAAUAACGAAGAAUGAGCCACAAAAGAGUGAUGAAGACUUCGAUUCUGGUCACCGGCCUCCAAGACACAAUUCUCAGAUGAAGGGUCGAAAGAAGUUACAGUGGCAAUGGUUGGCUAAUGCCCCAAAAGCUAUGGUGCCUAAAUCAA
Messenger RNA from Talpa occidentalis (Iberian mole), 817 nucleotides. RefSeq lists its product as uncharacterized. The transcript has 7 exons. The annotation marks the transcript as partial. The record is from RefSeq and is a predicted model, not a curated record. Lineage: Eukaryota; Metazoa; Chordata; Mammalia; Eulipotyphla; Talpidae.